AAGAUCAAUGAUUCUGAUUUAAAUACUUUCGCUUAUCGAUUUUCGCAUGAGUUGAAUUUCCUUUUCCACGUGAUCGACGAAUGUCAUUUAUCAUCUGACAUAUUUCUCGAUAUUGGAUUCAAUAACGCUGGCCUUCCUUUUCGAUGAAAUGCAAAAUUAUAAAUUAUCCAGUGAAAUAUUUAUCGGUUCACGCGUGCCUUUGACACGACGUAUGAUUUUAAGUCAAUUCACGAUCCCAACUAAAAAUUGAAGAUGAUAGAUCCCACUUUGCCCGAAUUUCUAGUCGGGAUCGGAGUUUUUCUUCUUCUUGUACUGCUUUUAUCGGAAGUUCUGGAUGGAACAGAUGUCUUUUCACUGGAAAGCUGUGGAUAUUCUCCAGUGUUUUCUUUCGGAUAUGGUAACGAUAAUGGGCCACACAUGUGGAAAUUGUCCUACCCUGAAAGUGGUGGUUCCAACCAGUCUCCUAUCAAUAUUGUGACACGUCUUACGGUCGUCCUAGAAUCGGCUGAGCCUCUAAAGUGGAAUGGCUAUCGUUCACAGCCUGUGUCAAUGACGUUGGCAAACGACAGAAACUCCGUGAUAGUGUCAGGUCUAUGGUCAGGCGGAUCAGUCCCAAUUUUAAAAGGUGGACCAUUAAGUGAUUCGUACAAUUUUCACUCUAUGGUUUUCCAUUGGGGCCCAUCAAACGAUGAAGGAAGUGAACAUACUUUAAAUUAUGUAAAGUAUGCAAUGGAACUCCAAAUGGUUCAUGUAAAACAUGGUUACAAAUCCCCCUAUGAUCAAUCUUUACUCUCAAUGAAAGAUGGUAUUGCUAUUAUUUCAUUUUUCUUUCAGAUCACGAAUGUGGACAACCCUUAUUUAGAUCACGUGAUAACAAAUCUUUGGCGAAUUCCACAUCCAGGAAUGAAAGUCUACAUACCACCUUUUCCUCUCGAAUGGAUUUAUCCACCUUUUGAAAAAUGUUUCUAUAGUUAUAGUGGAUCACUUACGCAACCACCUUGUAACGAAAUGGUUACGUGGAUUAUUCAACCGGAACCAAUUGCUGUUUCUUCCUUUCAAGUAGCAAAGUUUCGAAAAAUACGUUCCGCGGAUGGUCCAGUAUUACUAAACACAAGACCUGUUCAAAAAUUAAAUGAUCGUGAAGUAUUUUUUCACGAUUAAGCAAAUCAUUUUUAAUUUUAAUAAUCUUAUUUAUUUUCUUAACAAUAUUUCAUACUGUGA
Molecule: messenger RNA, 1221 nt
Organism: Belonocnema kinseyi
Lineage: Eukaryota; Metazoa; Arthropoda; Insecta; Hymenoptera; Cynipidae
Product: carbonic anhydrase 1-like
Exons: 5
Coding region: 253-1161 (302 amino acids)
Cellular component (GO): cytoplasm
Molecular function (GO): carbonate dehydratase activity; zinc ion binding
Source: RefSeq, a predicted model, not a curated record